Messenger RNA from Hyla sarda, 1925 nucleotides. RefSeq names its product nuclear receptor binding factor 2 (gene NRBF2). NCBI's taxonomy places the organism in Eukaryota, Metazoa, Chordata, Amphibia, Anura, Hylidae. Bases 254 to 1153 code for a protein of 299 amino acids. The transcript is spliced from 4 exons. Gene Ontology annotation, biological process: autophagy. The record is from RefSeq and is a predicted model, not a curated record.
CCGACCCUCACGGUAAACCCCGCCCCACCUACGUGUUGUCGGCGAGGAGAGUGACGCGCCGAGGGGCGGGGCCACAGGAGGAAGUUGUUGUUUCUGCUGCAGGAGCUGUUGUCUGUAUUUGACACAACCGGGAUCAGACUCCCGGGAUUUCCUCCCCGAGCUCCGGUGACAGCGCAGCCUGAUGACCGGACCCAGGCCGCCCCCUUCUCCCGUCUAGCCGCCGCUCUCUUCCCGCACACAACAGCCGGGCUCUAUGGAAGUGAUGGAAAGUCCACUGAACCUGGCACAUCAACAAAGCAGAAAAGCAGACCGGUUUCUGGCUAUAGGAAAGUAUGAAGAGGCUAUUGCUUGUCACAGGAAAGCUGCUGCCUACCUCUUGGAAGCCAAAAGAUUGACACAGUCUGAGCAGGCUCAGCUGUCAUUGGAGCUGCAGCGGGAAAGUCAUAUGAAGCAGCAGCUUUUAAUUCAGGAAAGAUUAAAAAGAGCCAAAAGAGAAGAAAAACACAAAGCUCAACAAAAAGCAAUAGCUGCAGAAAAAGAGUUGACCGCGCAUCUCCAGACGUCAUACAGGGCAUCUGCAGAUGACCCCGACAGCCAAAAUGCACUAGUUUCUGCUGGACAGAAAUCCAGUUGUAACCCAGGGAAGACUUUGCAGGAAAUCCACAGUGUCCUUGACAGAGAACCAGACUCUCUACUAUAUCUGCUGCAGAAGAGGAAGGAACCACUGGAACCUUACAAGGCAAAUCGAGUCCCGAAAGACGACAAGGUUAAACUGGAGGAACAGGCUACCAAGAUAAAGGAGCUGAACCUACUGGUGGACACACUCUUGGCCGAAAAUGAGAAACUGAAAAAAGAAAACCGGAAACUUCGUGCAGAGGUGGCGAGACUGCAACAGAACCCAGAGAAGGAGUUAGACAUGGACACAGAUUUUGUGGAAAAGUCUGAGCUGUGGAAUCUACAGCAGCCAACGCCAAGUUCUCCUAACCCUUCAUCUACAUGGCAGAAUUUUGUAGCAAAUACCGGGAAGGUUAAGGGCAUUCCUAUACCUAAUCUUCCUUCUCUAGACAUUCCCUUACCAGAUCUUCCUCCCCUUGAGCUCCCCGAAGAUAUACAAUCACAAAUCACAGAGUUUAAAGGAUUUAUGGAUAGCUAGGGGGGUGACUUACAAUUCAGAGGACAAUCACAAGGGAAGACCAUCUUGGCAGCAAUAUUGGAAGGACCUCUGCGCCUUUGCCAGGAUUUACUAUAGAAGGAAAAAAAAAGUCCAGUGCAUUGGCAGGCAUGACACUGUGAAAUAUACAACCUGAGGUCCUACAUUGAAUACAUUGCGAAACAAAUCCUACAACAGAGAGAAGCGAGCUCUGGAAACACUGCUUUUCCUUAUUUUUAUUUCAAACCAAAUGACUGAUGUAACUUUUAAAGAAACUUUGCUGAAAGUUAUAAGUUAUAUAUGUCAGUUUAUAUAUAAAUUAUAUAUAAAUUCCAUAAUGGCCAUGCAGAACGUCUAUCCUACGUGAUAGCACAACCUCUGUAUUCUUAGCCUAUGCUUUCUAUCAUGCAUUCAGAAUGUACACAUUUUGUUAUGCACAGAUUAUUAACUCUGAAAUCACGUGUGUACCCCAGACACACAAAACAAUUACAUGUGCCACAUUGCACUCCUAGAUCUUACCCUCAAACCAACAAGGAGAUGUAAAAAAAAAAAAAAAUUCCGGAACCAAAUUACGUGUUAUUUCUAAAUAAUCGGUUUACAAAAUGGAAAAAACAAAUCAGGGUGCAUCAUAUCUUUGCUGUUAUUAAAGUAUGUGUUAUGCAUUGUUUAAAAUACUUACUGAAAAGAUAUCAGUAUCUCAAUAUAACAGUGCAUGAGUGCAAGAUAUGCUGAAUGGCAGUAUUUGAUUGACAAUAAUAAAGAGUGUUUAUAUCUG